Peromyscus californicus insignis is the source of this 1974-nucleotide messenger RNA. It is a transcript of the gene Stoml1, whose product is annotated as stomatin like 1. NCBI's taxonomy places the organism in Eukaryota, Metazoa, Chordata, Mammalia, Rodentia, Cricetidae. The transcript has 7 exons. The record is from RefSeq and is a predicted model, not a curated record. Bases 85 to 1287 code for a protein of 400 amino acids. Gene Ontology annotation, cellular component: plasma membrane.
GGGGGCGAGGCGGGGCGGAGCUGCAGCGGGCUGGGCAGAGCUGGCGCCCGGUGGAGGCGCGGGGCGUGUCCCGGGCCAGAAGUCAUGUUCGGCAGAUCAGGCUACCGGGCGUUGCCCUUAGGGGAUUUCGAUCGUUUCCAGCAGUCGAGUUUCGGCUUUCUGGGUUCGCAGAAGGGCUGCUUGUCCCCAGAGCCGGGCGGCGUGGGGCCGGGGGCCGAUGCACCUGAGAGCUGGCCCUCCUGUCUCUGCCAUGGCCUCAUCAGUUUCCUGGGGUUCCUGCUGCUGCUGCUCACCUUCCCCAUUUCCGGCUGGUUUGCCCUGAAGAUCGUGCCCACCUACGAGAGGAUGAUCGUGUUUCGACUGGGCCGGAUCCGCACCCCCCAAGGGCCUGGCAUGGUUCUUCUCCUGCCCUUCAUUGACUCCUUCCAGAGGGUGGACCUGAGGACCCGAGCCUUCAAUGUUCCUCCUUGCAAGUUGGCCUCUAAGGAUGGGGCUGUGUUAUCUGUGGGAGCUGAUGUCCAGUUCCGCAUCUGGGACCCAGUGCUAUCCGUGAUGGCUGUGAAGGACCUAAACACAGCCACUCGAAUGACUGCCCACAACGCCAUGACCAAGGCCCUACUCAGGAGGCCACUGCAGGAGAUCCAGAUGGAGAAGCUCAAGAUCGGUGAUCAACUCCUGCUGGAGAUCAAUGAUGUGACCAGAGCUUGGGGCCUGGAGGUAGACCGUGUGGAGCUGGCGGUGGAGGCUGUACUGCAGCCUCCCCAGGACGGCCCAGCCGUGUCCAGCCUGGACAGCACCCUCCAACAGUUGGCCCUCCACUUGCUGGGGGGAAGCAUGAACUCAGCGGUAGGAGGUACUCCCUCCCCAGGGCCAGUAGACACCUUGGAAAUGAUAAGUGAGGUGGAGCCACCUGCCUCUCAGGCUGGGGCUGAGGCUGAGCCCAACCGGAAGCAGCCCGUGGCUGAGGGGCUUCUCACUGCCCUGCAACCCUUCCUGUCGGAGGCACUGGUCAGCCAGGUUGGGGCCUGCUACCAGUUCAACGUCAUCUUGCCUAGUGGCACCCAGAGUGUCUACUUCCUGGACCUCACUGCAGGACAAGGCAGAGUGGGACUUGGAGCACCAGAUGGCAUCCCUGACGUAGUGGUGGAGAUGGCUGAGGCAGACCUUCAGGCCUUGCUGUGCAGGGAACUGCGGCCCCUGGGGGCCUACAUGAGUGGGCGGCUGAAGGUGAAGGGUGACCUAGCCGUGGUCAUGAAGCUGGAGGCUGUCCUUCGGGCCUUGAAGUAGCCAUGUCAGUUGUCCAUCCAUGACCUAACCCUGAGCCUGGUGCCAAGCCAGAGAAGCCUCUUGGGAUAGGAGGCAUUGGUCUGGGCCACGGAAAAUUGAGGCCUGAAGAUGUUUCAGGCCCAACCAGGAGCCCAGGAGGCUGGGAGACAUCUGCUGCUGCUCAGUGCUGAGUCAGGUGUCCUGCACGUUCACCUAUGGCGGCUCUCUGGACAGGCCUUUGCUCAUUUGAUCCCCAACAAAGUGCUAGUCCUGAGCUGGCAACACAGAGUGAAGACAGAGCCCAGCCUGCCCUACCCAGCUGGACUCGACUGGACAGACAAGAGGCACAGAAGCAGCCUGUAUGGCACCCAUGUGAAGGACUGAAGCACAUGGAUCAUGGCUCUGACAUCCAGGGAGAUCAGAGGGGAGGGCAGGGGAGAGAGGGCAGCCCCCAAGAAGGGGUUGCUGCAGUGGAGGCAGGCGGCCCCACUUUCCUAUUGGCAGGCCAGAACAGGCUAGGAGGGAGGGCAUGGACAGCAGAAUUUGAUUUUCCAGUGGGCCUGCUCUGGAGGACCCCUGGCCGCGUCCACCAGCUCCAUCCUGCAUGCUUGAGGAGCUGGGCUCAGGGCAGCAUGCGGGAGAGCCCUGCUGUUCUGUGCUUACUAGAGGCUUGAGCGCCUUUGACAAAUAAACGUGGCAUUUACAGUG